ACGGGUCAGUAGUACUCGGCGUUAUGGUAUAGGCCUAACAGUAAAUCGAGCAUUGCGUAAGCUGCUGCCCACAUCCGAGCUAACACUUCAAGAUGCUUUGCGGGAUAUUGGUUUUAAUUUUUUGUGGACUAUUUGCCUCUGCAGAUGGCUUGAAGUGUUUCGGGUGUUCCAAUAUGGCGGACACGGAGGAAGAGGCGCACAAAAGUUGUAUGAACUUAUUCGUGGAGCAUAACUGUUCACCUGGGUAUCAAUGUUAUUACGAGAGGACGGCCACUUAUGGGAAGAUCUUCGUGAGAAAAGGUUGCAAGAGUGAGACGGACUGUGUCAUCAACCCCGGCUACUGCUGCAAGACGGAGCUGUGUAACAGGGACAUGCCCUAUAAUGCAGCCCAGAGAUACUCUCCCUCAGUCACGUGUGACAAUGACGUCAUUACCAUCACCAUCAACCCAGCGCAAAUGGUAGGUUUGGAUUUGACCGGCAUUCGGGCGGGAUCGUCAACUGCUGUAAAACACUGCCAGUCAAGCCAGACGAAACAAGGCCUUAUCCAAUUGACGUUUGGAAUCACACAAUGUGAAACAGAACAAACGAUUGGACCGGACGAAGUGACGUACAAAGUCAGAAUCAAUUCCGGGUCAACCGAUUUGAAGUCCACGGGGAUCACGCGGAAGAAGAUCAUGGGACUAGAUGUGCACUGUAGCUACAAACGAAAGUCCGAGGACAUUGAUGCGCAGUUCAUCGGAGAUGUCACGACGGUCCGAUACACCAGCAACAGCACCGGGUCCUUCAAAUACUCCAUGGGUUUCUACGAAGAUUUGCUCUUCCGAUCUCCCAUACAUCCUGGUACCCACGUGACUGUUCGUCAACGGAUCUACAGUAAGAUCAAGAUGCAGGCGGACAACGACCUGUACAUGUACGUGAAGGACUGUUACGCCACUCGAACCCGAUCAGCCAUAGAAGUCAAACACUGGUUCAUAAGAGACGGGUGCGUUAAUGGGGACGACACCUUCAAGCAGCUGUUAGUGGAGCACGACCUCUACGAGUUUGAAUUCCAAGCGUUCAAGUUUCGCGGCGCAGUGAACACAGUGUUUGUCGUCUGCCGAGCCAUCGUCUGCUCAAUGGAUGAAGAUGAGGAGCCAUGUCGACCGCCUUCCAAAUCUGCUUGCCUACCUCCGCCUGUAACACCCAAGACUCGAGUAAAAAGAUCGGUGAGCAAUCACCCACGAUACAUGGUGUACCAUGGUCCCAUAACGUUUGGCGGAUCGGAAUCAGACGAGGACUCCUCAAACAACAGCAACAUGAUGUUGGUUGGUAUCGUUACUAUGGCUGUUGUUUGCACACUCCUCGUAACGGCCGCCAUGGUAUUUCUACUCUCCCGGAAGUGGAAGAAAUCCAGGAGUACAACGGAUGAGUCCACAAAGAAACCGGAAAUGUAACAUCUCGUGAUAGUUCUUAUAGACAUUUAAAGCCUCAUUUUAUAACAACUAAGUGAAAAGGGAACUAUCGCUUUUGAACACCAUGUAUUUCCCUGGGACUGCUGACGGAACGGAAAGAUCUGAAUGAAUGACCCUGGUUCAUAGUAUGUUUGCCAAAUGGUCGUCUUUUGAAAGCGAAAUAAAUUACUCACAAUUUAUGUUUGAGAGGAUAUACUGUGCACAAAGCCUAAGGCUACUCGUUUAUGGACGUAUAUAGUGUAAUGAAAUGUACCUUUGACUGGGUACCAAGUGUCAGU
This is a messenger RNA of Liolophura sinensis, 1729 nucleotides long. Its product is annotated as CUB and zona pellucida-like domain-containing protein 1. Bases 93 to 1433 code for a protein of 446 amino acids. The transcript is spliced from 9 exons. The record is from RefSeq and is a predicted model, not a curated record. Lineage: Eukaryota; Metazoa; Mollusca; Polyplacophora; Chitonida; Chitonidae.